Vicia villosa (hairy vetch) is the source of this 2004-nucleotide messenger RNA. RefSeq lists its product as uncharacterized. The record is from RefSeq and is a predicted model, not a curated record. NCBI's taxonomy places the organism in Eukaryota, Viridiplantae, Streptophyta, Magnoliopsida, Fabales, Fabaceae. The transcript has 2 exons. The coding region runs from base 71 to 715 and encodes 214 amino acids.
ACACCUAACCUAACCUACACAAAUUCACAAUAUUCUUAUCUUAUCGCUCGGAAUUGGGUUGAAAGCAGCAAUGGCCUCUGCAAUAAAACACUCAUGUACGGUAGUAUUACUCACCAUCCUUCUCUUCUCCGCUUCAACUUCCACGGCGGAGCUACUUCCGCCUAUUUGGCCGGACCAGUUCCAUUCCGUUCUGUUCAUGAACCAGAGCGGAACCCUCCAGAAAAUUGACCUAUGGUACGACUGGCCUAACGGCCGAAACUUCAACAUCAUCCAGGAUCAACUCAACGAAGUCGUCGUUUACGAUCUCGAAUGGAACAACGGCACCUCUUUCGUCUACACUCUCCAUCCCUCCGACCGCCACUGCAAGAUCCUCUACCCUGGCGUCGGUAUUCUCCGCCGUAAUUGGCUUGACGGUGCCACCUAUUUAGGUCAAGAGAAAGUUGAUAAUUUCGUCUGUAAUGUUUGGGAGAAAGCUGAUUUUAUUGUGUAUUAUGAAGAUGCUGUAACAAGAAGACCUGUUAAGUGGAUCUUCUCCUCAGGAUAUACGGCUCAUGUGAUGACAUUUGAGGUUGGAGCAGUGCUUGAGGAUUCGAAUUGGCAGGCUCCCGUGUACUGUUUCAAUCAGACUGAGAAGAUUUUGGAAUCUGCUGCUGUUCGUGGCGAUUCUUUCGGGAGUUUGAUGAGAGGCAAAUUCGACGAUGUUCGUGACAUUUAAGGAAAUGGAUUAAAUUGUAUAUGCCUAAUCUAUUUCUGUUUUGGGGAUAGGUAAUGAUUGUUUAGUUUAGUCAAAUAUUUUUAUUAAGUUUCCAUCAUCGUCUUGUAGGGAUAUGGAUGCACCAUUGUUUUCUUUCAAGCUCAUAUGUCAAGUUUUUUUAGUUCAUCUCAUCUUAAAAUUUUGAGAGAUGAUGAACUGAAUUGCUAAGUCUCAUAAGGGAUAAAAUAUAACUUAUUUUGAUGUAAAAAAGUAACCUAGUGAUUCAUUAUGUAAGUAGUAAUACUUUUGUAAUAAGGAGAAUGUAGAGGCACAUCCAUCUUAUGUGGAAAAGGGUUUGAUGUAGUAAAUCUUUGCAUCCUGAAAUUCUAUGAAGUCUGUUCUGUUGUGUGGAAAUUAUGGACUGUUUUGUUACUUUUAGCAAUUAGAGUGGGAAGACAAACUUGAUUAGAUGCUCUAUUAUGCCAAUUAUUACCAGGUUUGUGCGUGGUUAAGUUGUUAAUCGGAAUCAUUUCCAAUUUGUUUGUUAGUAUCAAGAAGUCGAGCAGUUAAUUUUAACCCAAUCCGAAGGAACCAUGCCUGUUACAGAUCAUUUUGGCUUGUCAGACCAAACUAUUUUAGGCUGAGUUGAGAAUGAUAUCUAAUCCGCCUCUUAUAUGUUGAAAUCUGUCAAAAUACACUAAUGAUGAAAAUGUGCUUCCAAUGUAUUUUGGUAAAAAGAAUACUUUACUUAAAGCACAAAAAGUAUGCAUUUUAGAGAGGAGGAUUGAGCAGAGUUUACAAAAUACUACCUUGGUUUGACAAACUAAUUUGACAACUACUAAGAAAGCGAGAGAUGGUUAUUUGCAUUAAUAUCUUAACGGUAGAAAACAUUGCAUAGGGUGGAAAUAAGUUCGAGAAAGGCUUGAAAUACCACUUAUUUAAAGUGUGAUUCAACCUAUUUAGCAAAAAGGAGGUUAGGCUUCUUUAGAAGCUUUUUAAACUAAUCAGGCUAGCAAUGUACUGGUACUAAACUUAUGGGUUUAUUUUUUGCUAGGGGUGGCAAUACGGGUUCGGCCCAUUGGACAUGCCCGUUUUGCCCGCACUUUUGUGCGGGGCAUGCCAAUGUUUUAGGCCCUCAUGCUCUAGUGUGACCGUCCUGCCCCUCCCUGUUUUUUAUACGGAAUUUUGCGGGCACGUUCAUUAAUAUAAAUUUUACAUUUUUAGGUUUAAAAAGUUCAGUGUCCGUGGGCUUAGCCCGCCUCGCCCUCACUUUUUACGGGGCGGGUUAAAGUUUUAGACCCGCACCCUCA